This is a messenger RNA of Nanorana parkeri, 837 nucleotides long. Its product is annotated as olfactory receptor 1-like. The transcript has a single exon. Gene Ontology annotation, cellular component: membrane. Bases 1 to 837 code for a protein of 278 amino acids. Gene Ontology annotation, biological process: G protein-coupled receptor signaling pathway. The record is from RefSeq and is a predicted model, not a curated record. Gene Ontology annotation, molecular function: G protein-coupled receptor activity; olfactory receptor activity. Lineage: Eukaryota; Metazoa; Chordata; Amphibia; Anura; Dicroglossidae.
AUGUAUUUGCUGACAGUUGUGGGAAAUUUGACAAUUGUCACCCUUGUCUGUAUGGUGUCGCAACUUCACACGCCAAUGUACUUCUUUUUGUGUAAUCUUUCUUCCUCAGAUAUUGUGUUUGUCACAGUUACUCUUCCAAAGCUGCUGUCCAUUUUUUUGACCCAAGACCAUACCAUCACAUUCGAUGGAUGUAUUACACAACUGUAUUUUUUUCUAAUAUGUGGACAAGCUGAAAUAUUCAUCCUGACUUGUAUGGCCUACGACCGCUAUGUGGCAAUAUGUAAGCCCUUACAGUAUUCCCUAAUUAUGAACAAAGUAGUGUGCUUUGUAAUGGCUGCCUUUUCCUGGCUUACAGGUAUCUUAAAUUCAUUGCUGCAUGCCUUGAUUGCAUCAUCCUUACCAUUCUGUUACUCCCUUGAAAUUGAUCACUUCUUCUGUGACCUUAAAACACUGGGCAUGCUAUCCGCUAGUGAAUCUAAAAACCGGGACAUUCUGACAUCCGUGCAGAGUGUAUUUAUUGGAUGUGUGCCUUUUCUGCUUAUUGUAGUCUCCUAUGUGUACAUCAUUUCUACAAUACUGAAGAUCCAAUCUUCAAAUGGACGACUAAAAGCUUUCUCAAGCUGUACCUCACACCUUACUACUGUAGUGUUAUUCUAUGGGCCAAUCAUCUUCUUGUACAUGAAACCAGAGAACGACCGUUCUAGAGAAGACGACAAGCUGCUCUCCAUACUGUAUGUGGUCGUGGUGCCAAUGUUGAAUCCAUUUGUUUAUAGCUUGAGAAACAAAGAUAUAUUAGGUGCAAUUGCUAAAAUAAAACAAUACUUAAAGAAAGUGUAG